AUGGGUUCCAUCUCAACUUCUCCAUCUCUUAUCACUGAGCUUGCAACAGCUGUAUCCUCGGCAGCUCAGGAACUGGAAAGGCAAUUGGAGUCUCAGGGCCUUCCAAAACCAUCAUUCCAAGCUGAUGGACCAACAUAUGUUGUUCCUAAGAGUGCGCCCAAAGCAGCCCAUGAAGCCCGUGUGGCAACCGCAGAGGCGGCCUUCAAGCUUUUCAAUCUAGUGUCUGGUCCCAGCGAGCUCUUGCCAAACAUAACAGCUAGUUACCACACUAUCUUUGCACUUCAAUGGCUACAUCAUUUUGAUAUCUUUUCUCAUGUUCCACUGGACGCACCAGUGUCAUACGAAGAAUUAGCCGUCAAGUCCAAUGUGCCUGAGUCUUUACUGAAGGGUAUUUCACGUAUGGCCAUGACAAACAAUAUCCUGACAGAACCAACUACGGGCUACGUCACUCACACGGCCAACUCUGCCAUGUUUCUGAAGUUUCCCAACACCCGCGAUUGGGCUUCAUACAUGUUCACUGCCUCCAUCCCAACUGCUGCUGCCAUGGUCACAGCUACAGAGAAAUGGCCAGGGAGCGUCAAGAAGACUGAGACAGCGUACAACGUGGCAUUCCACCAUGAUUUGCCCUUCUUUGAUCACCUGUCUCAGAGCCCCGUCUUGACAAAGCAAUUUUCUGGUUACAUGAAGAGCGUGACGGAUGGUCAGGGUAUGGAUCUAUCUCACCUUGUUCACGGGUUCGAUUGGACCAGCUUGCCAGACAAGUCUUUGAUUGUCGAUAUCGGCGGUUCCUCAGGUCAUGCAAGUUAUGCUCUUGCCGCUGCUUUUCCUCAUCUUCGCUUCGAGGUGCAGGACCUCGACACCGUGGUCAACGGAGAAAAGGCGGCCCAAGAACAUGAGAAAGCUGCAAAGGAAUUCCUACCGGGUAGUCAAUCUCGGGUGUUCUUUAAGGCACACAACUUCUUCCACCAGCAGCCGACCAAAGAUGCGUCUGUGUACCUGUUGCGAAUGAUAAUUCACGAUUGGCCGGAUACCGAAGCAAAGACUAUCCUGGGCAACAUUGUCCCAGCACUCGAGUCAGCUCAAGGCACUCUUCUCAUCAUGGACACGGUGCUUCCGGCUCCUGGGACUCUGCCGUCGGUGCGCGAGCGAGUUAUAAGAACGCGUGAUUUGACAAUGCGGCAGGUUUUCAACGCGAAGGAACGCGGUAUUGACGACUGGGAGGCGCUUUUACGCGAAUCGGACCCUAGGCUUGUUUUGAGGAAUGUCCGACAACCCGAGGGGAGCAACAUGAGUUUGUUGACGAUUGGCUUACAGGAUUAG
This is a messenger RNA of Fusarium sp. VM40, 1320 nucleotides long. NCBI's taxonomy places the organism in Eukaryota, Fungi, Ascomycota, Sordariomycetes, Hypocreales, Nectriaceae. The record is from the annotation of a GenBank genome assembly.